This is a messenger RNA of Blastomyces dermatitidis ER-3, 417 nucleotides long. RefSeq lists its product as uncharacterized. The record is from RefSeq and is a predicted model, not a curated record. The coding region runs from base 1 to 417 and encodes 138 amino acids. The transcript is spliced from 2 exons. Lineage: Eukaryota; Fungi; Ascomycota; Eurotiomycetes; Onygenales; Ajellomycetaceae.
AUGGCAAAGACGCACUAUGGCAUGUAUAUGUACCGCUCCUUCACGUCGGGGGAAUCAUGUCCCGUUGUAAUAAGCUCCCAAUCUGACAGUGUUGGAGCACCCGUUAUUCUUAUCCUAGAAUGGAUUAUGGGUGCUAUAGGCAGUGGAAUUGGGGUGCGGUGCCGGGAGGUUCGUGUUUCUGGGAUUCUAGGGCCGUUGUGGGAGAUAGAUAGUAUUGGGGGCUGCCCGGCUGUGGGGGGCCCGACCGGCAGUACCGAGAGCCCGCUGGAAGAGUAUACCACUACUCCGCGCGACUUUUCUCCUUAUAUUGGCAGCAUUGGAGUUCUGGGUGUUCCGAAAGAAUACCGAGAGAUGCGCGGCGCAUGGUUAUCGAAGCCAUCGUCGGGACUACCCUUUCCUCGCCUUACAGGAUGUUAG